Messenger RNA from Anopheles moucheti, 4167 nucleotides. RefSeq lists its product as uncharacterized. The record is from RefSeq and is a predicted model, not a curated record. The transcript has 5 exons. Gene Ontology annotation, molecular function: G protein-coupled receptor activity. Gene Ontology annotation, biological process: adenylate cyclase-activating G protein-coupled receptor signaling pathway; cell surface receptor signaling pathway. Lineage: Eukaryota; Metazoa; Arthropoda; Insecta; Diptera; Culicidae. Bases 42 to 2084 code for a protein of 680 amino acids. Gene Ontology annotation, cellular component: membrane.
AUCGUGCACCGACUGUAGACGACAUCCACAACCUCAUCAACAUGCUAUCAAGGAGCGUACUUCCGGUGCUGCUGGUGCUGCAAUUUUCCGGCCAGCUACAAUGUAAAGGCAUACGGGCUAAGUUUGCCAACUACGAAACGAAGUUCAUAAACGAUUUUAUCAACUUUACCCGUCCUGCUGGCGAUAUCAUGGAACCGAUCUACUACGAUUACGACGGUGGCACUAAAACGUCCGACUACGAGACGGGCAUGACGUUGGGUGGUUUGCCAAUACCGGAAGAGACACCUGGUCGCUCUGCCGUGACAAACGGUGAGGUAACCCGACCGCCGGACAUUUUUCCCGAUCCGGACAAAAUAUACGCUUCCUUCAUUAACAAAAGCACGAUGAAACGGAACCGAUAUCCUGGGGAGGAGAAUGUGAUAAAAGUGUAUUCCUCGAAGUCGUUACGCAAGUCACCGCAGGCCCACACGACGGACGAUGAGAGUUCCUUCGAUAAUCUGAACAACGAUAUGAAGGGGCAUGAUUUCAUCGACAACAUCAUGUACAUCUACUACGGCACUAAUGGGAAUUUGCGCAAAGAUCUCGGCGGGAAUGUGAUCGUGAUUGGAGCAGUCUUUGCGCUGGCACCACAGAUACUGACGAUCAUCAUACUGUUCCUGAGGAAUCGUCGUCUGCGUCACUUUAAUGCGUUCUAUCCGAUCUGUCUGAAUCUGUUGCUGGCCCUGAUCGCGUCAAAUUUGUCCUUCAUACUGGGCGUACAGGCAACGCGGAAUGUGAUCCGGUGUGAGCUGAUCGCAGUGCUGCUGCACUAUUUGCAUCUGAGUACGAGCAUCUGGUGCUUUAUCUACAUCUACGUGAUAUACGAUCUGCUUGCGAACGAGUGUACACCGAAGUUGAAGUAUCAUUAUCUGCUGGGUUACGGUAUCCCUGCGGUGUACGUGUUGUUUUCGUACGCGUCUGCUAUUGAUCGGUUUGAGGUGCAUCGAUACUGCUGGAUGUCGAUCCAGAAAGGUAUGAUCGUAAGUUUUAUGGUGCCGAUAUCGUUUCUGAUCAUCCUUACAACCGUGUUGGGAACACUGAGUCUCAAGCGUAUCUCCACCAAGCAGACGGAGCUACUGUGCGAAAGCAUAGAAAGUAUCAUCGAGACAACGUCCAAGUGUAACGACAUCAUAUAUCCGCGUUUGCCAUCAUUGGCCGGCGUUAACAUGGCCAUGGUGUGCCGAAGCAACAGCUAUCCGCAGCUAGAGCAAGUGAAAGACCGUAACGUGUGCUGCCAGGAGUACGCCGAUUGCGCUAAUCGUCACUCGGUGGUAACGUUACCACAGCCGACCACCACAGGUAUGGCUAUUACACCAGGCAUGACGACGGCAGCUGCCAGCCAGUACGCAAUGAACGCAACCAAACGUUCGUUCGAUUGUUACGAUACACGGAUCGACCUGGGACAGCUAUCACUGGCAGAACUAACCACACCGAGCAUGGCGUCGGAUGUGCAGGACUUUACGGAGUUCAAGAAGGCGAUCAAGUUUGGACUGUUCUUCCAACCGAUCUUCUCCGUGUGCUGGUUCCUGGAGGUCAUUGCCCUGGAGAAUGUCCACUCGUGUGUGAUGCCGGUAAUAUUUGCCAUCAGUUUCAAUAUUCUGAAUUGGUGCAUGCUGGUACGGUCCUCCAAUGUCUGUCCGUACAUUAGCUCCACGAUGGAGAAAACGCUUGAAAACCAGCAGGUGGGAUCCUGCGGUGAAUCACUGAACGGUACGAUCGGUCCUGGAGGAGAUAACGACGCAACACAGACAAGCGUAUGCACCGAUACGAUUCCGUUGCUUUGUGCUUCCAACAGUGGAUCCGCUGUGAUUAGUCCGAGCGGUACUGUGUGCGCUUCGAUGAAAGGCUCCGGAGCUACGGUUGCCACCGUACCACGCAAAUUCUCUGCCACUUCCGUCACCGAAGAGCAGCAGCAGCCGCUGUUCUAUAGCAAUUUCAUUGGAACAACAAACGUACCCAUGUCGUGGGAAUCGAGCAUUGAUUUAGGCGCUUACCAUCUGCACGAAACGAAGAACGCUGACUGCAUCAGCACUAUCAGCAACUAAGAGAUGGCGAACACGGACGUCACCGAGCAUUUUGUGUUGGAAUUGUCCCGAACGCGUGUGAAUCGCGUCCUCGUGGUCAGACUAAGGAAAUUGGAACUGGAACCAUAUCAAGACGAUACUCCUCGUUAGUUGAGAAAAAACAUUUUUGGCUGCCGGGCUGAUCUUAGAUCGGAUGCGGACGGUGGCUUCUAGUUUGUGAUAAAGUUGUAGCGGUUAGCUGUUCCCGAUCGUCACAGGAUCGUUCUUUAGAUGCAGUUGCAUAUAAAUGCGGAAGAAUUCCUCGUCUUUGCCCAUUAUCAAACUAACCAGUACCAUUUAAACUCUUUUUAGAAUGAGAUGCAAGGAAUCCUCGAAUGACAAUUGAAAGUUAUAGGCCAAGGAAGGGUUAGAGAAACUAAUUUACAGUUUUAUUUGGUUCUCUAUAUCAGGAGUCUCCAAACUGCGGCCCGCGGGUCCUCGAGAGCUUCCUACUACGGUAGUUUCAACCAAUGCGGUCUGUGGACUGAAAAGUUUGGAGACCUCUGGUCUACAACCUCUGGUACAUCUCUCUGGUCUACAACAGUUUGUUUUUGAACUUAGAUUUCGUAAAUUAUAUAUUAACAAACGAAUAAUUCUAUUACAUCUCGCCCAAAGAAUGGUGUUUUUAUCGACUUACUUGCUAGUGUACAUAAAGUAGAACAUCCUGUAUUGCGCUUUUAAUUAUGGUUGAUAUGUUUGAACUGGGUGUUAACAUUACAUCAACGUAAAACAAAUUUUGGCAAUUCGGAGGCAGUUUUAAGCAAUAUUAUACCUUGAAAAGAAAUGAAUUCUUUGAUAAAUCUUCUUAAGAGAAACAGCGGUGAGCGACAGGCACCAUCAAGUAUGACAUAUUUUAACUCCUCCAGCAAAUAUCUACUACUGAACAACGCACACAUCUGUUUCGUUGCGUCUAGAAAAGGUGAUAGAAUCAGAAUUAGGGCAUUAAUAACAUUUUGAGGAGUAAUGGGAAACUGACAGAACAUAAGGGGAAGUUACCAACUACCCUUCCAAACACUCCAAACAGAAACGCAGGUCCUCCAAACAUUUGAUAUCAGGUUGGGUUUUGCAGGUGUAGCAAGACAGCACAAACAGCAGUAACAAGUGAAGUUUCCUUUUAUUGGUGCUUUGCCACUGAUUAGUACAAACGAUAUUCUAACACAAACAAAAACAACAUUUGGCCCUGAAGGAUGGGAUUUGUAUCUGUGCGUGUGGACUACGACUAUGAAGAGCGCAAAUCGAUGUUGCAUGGAAACAUUAGUGACAUUCUAGAUGUGUACACGAACGAAGAAUCAAGCAAGAAGUUUGAACGCGCGACUUGCUCCGAUCGAUGUAGCCCUUCCGAAGGCGAUGUGAUAGGGUGAAACAGAGCAAAAGGGAGAAAAAUCAACCACGAUUGUGAACGACCGUCUUAAUCGAAUAUAUCAAUUUAUACUACCCAACAAUCUAGACGCUGGCCAGUGUAGGGCACCGGCUGCGGUCAGCCACCAGCGUUUCACAUAAUCCAUUUCCAGUCUAAUAGAGCCUGUUGUAAUUAGCGAAUCUCAUAUGCACACACAGACGGACACACACACAUACACUUUUUACUCCUAUAACUUGUUUAUCCAGUUCGAAACAAAUUUGUAGCCAUCCCGCCAACAUUAAUAACGGUGUGGUGGAUAUUAAGGAUACACCAUUGGACGAUCCAAACCAAACAAAACCACGAGGACAUAAAGGCGCUUCACUGCUUCAAUACGCCUUGAAGCGUUGCUAGUCACGUACAUCAGUUCAGGUGAUAGUAUUAGUUAAAAACAAACAGCUAAAUGCAGUUUUAUGACGUGUUUUGCAUGACUUCAGGACAUGCCUAAAGCGAUGCAAUUUGUGUCAUAAAAAUACGUUCUUUGAUUGUUUGAUUGAUAUCACCUGGAAAGGUAGUAAGAACUUUGCAGAAAAAAAAACGAUUUCCAUCUCCUAUGGUCGCGUACCGAACAUUGAGUCAAACAAACGUAGUGACGAACUUUUUCUCAAAGGUGAAAGUAUCCUAGUGAUAAUAUUUACAUUGAAAUAAAGGUAUUUAGACAAGUGUAGC